UGCAAUUGUGUAUUUGUGUGAAAUUUACAUUUUCUGUACUUAAGAACACCGACUUAUUGAGAUGCUGACCAGGAUGGGGAGAAGGUUACCAAUGAUAGUGAAUGCAAUAAGACGAUAUACAUUGUUAAUAAUAGUUACAGUCACGACAUUGACCAUCAUUUCAACCAUUAUUCCAGUUCACUACAGAAACGAGAAUCUCGAUUAUGGUAAGGUUAAAAAUAUAUUCACGGAAAGACUACGUGAAUGGAACACCAGAAACAAAAGUGAUAAAUCAACAAUAUCCUUGCAUAAAGUAAUUAUAACACAGAAACUCACCACAGAAGAAACUAUUAAAGGUUGGAGAGUAAAAACAGAUAUUUCACCUACAGAAAAAUGCAGGGGAGUUUACAAGAUAAAUAACUUCAAGAAUACGAUUCUCAACUCUAUAAAGGAUGGUGCUAAGUUCAUCUACCUGGCUUCAGAAUGUGAUGAACGGACUCUUCAUUACUUACAAAGAUUUGAAUUAUCGAAUAUAAUGUCUAUAUUGAAAUAUACUGGUAAUGCAACUCGACCUCUUGUGAACCAUUUUUUAACAGUGAAUGAUGGUACAACGAAUAAGAGAAAGCUCAAGGAAAUGGCUUACAAACUAGGCGUGUGGAAGACUGCACUUAUCCAAAAGAUUCUGUUCAGAAACGAAAUUGACGCCAAAGGUGAAAUAGAUUCUCGAGCUCCACCUUUGGUAUUGAAUAAGAAUGUUCACUUUAUCCGCGAUAAAGUACUUUUUCAUUAUGACGCCUUUUGGGCGCUGGUACCCAUCUUAGAUGAUGAAGCUUGGUCCAUGUGGGUUCAACGACUACUGCAAGAAUUAGAUAGUUGGGUAGCUUUUCUUACAGUCAGUCCAGUAAAUCUCCGUUGUCCUAGAGGAAGUAAACAGAUCAACCAACUCGAUCAAUGGAAAUGUGAAAAUAAGACUAGCUUCUUCGCUUGCAUUAGAUCUCUUAGUAAAUUCAUGGAGCAAAAUAAACUUUUAGAUUCCGCAGAUGAAGAGGUGAUCAACGAUUGGUUACGAAUGCUGUCAAAUACCGGAUAUAAGGAGCCUAAAAUUGAUUCUAAAAAUAAACUACAACAGGGGUUAGUGUAUAGGACUCUAUAUCACCCUAGAAUUGAGAGCCCACUCCUCAACGUGACCAGGUCAUACCAAGAUAUCUGCGGUAGAUCAACAACCAAGUGUCCGGAACCAAACGUUCAAAAAUCUACUCAAAAGAUAUCUUCAUAUUUAGUAACUGUGGUAUAUAAUCGCGAGUCAUUUUAUGAUAUAGUUAGUUACAUUGAAAAUAUUUACCGACCACAUUUUACUUAUAUUGUUUUCUGUGGACCUGUGAUGGAUAAAUUUCUAAGAUUUGUGGACUCCAUGAAAGCCAGAGUGACCUUCGUUGAAAUGGACGUUAAAGAGUUUUUAAAAGGUCAACACGGUCACCGAUGCAUUGAGGCUAGUAUGAAAUUGAAUUAUGAUGUUGAAGGCAUGAUGCACAUAAACGAUGACGUGUUGUUAAAUGUAUGGAACUUACAAAACUUGCCGCUUGAUCGUGUUUGGUUUCAGAAAGCGUUAAAGAUGACGCCAUUUUCUCAAGCUACUGUUCCCGAUGUUUGGGAAAGGCGUGCCAAGACUGGCGGGAAAUGGUGGUCUUGGAGUAGUAAGGAGAUGGGUAAAGUUAAAUUAGAAAAGGCUAUGCAUUCAGUUAGAGAAUUAUAUGAAAGCCAUCCACUGGCAAGAGAAUACAUUGAUCAAGUAGAUGAAAAUACUGGUGCUGGUGGGAAAGCGAUGGGAUUUCACGGCGUGAGCGAUAUAGCAUACUUUCCGGUGAAAACAUUUAAAAGGUAUCUUUACGCUGCUCAAAUUUUCAGCCCGUUUGAAGUAAUGUUAGAAUUAGAAAUACCCUCACUGAUCGGUGGCAUCACAAACUUAAGAGACAUUCUGGUGUUAAAUGGCACCUAUAUAUGGUACGAUGAACGAGAUGAAUUUGAGAAAUAUUAUAAUCCUUCACACGUUUUUUUACAUGCUUUAAAGAUAGCCGGGUGUCUCAAAGACCAAGUAUGUAAAGGUUUCCUGUGUGACCGAUAUCUACCGUGCCUUUAA
This is a messenger RNA of Lottia gigantea (owl limpet), 2116 nucleotides long. RefSeq lists its product as hypothetical. The transcript is spliced from 4 exons. Bases 62 to 2116 code for a protein of 684 amino acids. The record is from RefSeq and is a predicted model, not a curated record. NCBI's taxonomy places the organism in Eukaryota, Metazoa, Mollusca, Gastropoda, Lottiidae.